Messenger RNA from Linnemannia hyalina, 414 nucleotides. The record is from the annotation of a GenBank genome assembly. Lineage: Eukaryota; Fungi; Mortierellomycota; Mortierellomycetes; Mortierellales; Mortierellaceae.
AUGUCUAAAGUCGAGUAUAACGAGGUGAUUGCUCUCCUCUUCACUCUUCAUCCACAGUCUAGUCGAGACUGCAACAACACCAAGGACUCCAAGAACUUCUCCCUCAGUCUCACCAUCCUCUCAAGAUCUCCAAGCUCCGAAAUCCGGGUCCAGCACCAAAACGCGUACUUCUUUAUCCUCGCGACCUUCGCAACGUUACUGCUGAUCUCGACCUGCACCUCUGCUGCACCAGCGCCACAUGUGGUCAAGACCGAGCUCAGUGAUAUCUUUAAGGGAACUGUGCGCCCGAUCUCAGGAACUGUGCCAAUGAUGGUGGCUGUUGCUACGGAAGUUACCAGUCCGGUGCGGACAUUUGCCUCUUCCGGUGAAAUCCAUACUCCUCUCCUUUUUUUCAUGGCUGUCACCCUCGGCUAA